AUGGAAGAAUUUAAUGAAACAUUAUUCAAUGAGUUUAUCCUUAUGGGAAUCACCAACCAGCUAUGGCUCCAGAAAGUACUUUUUGCUUUUGUCUUCAUUUUCUACCUUCUUGACAUUUUUGGUAAUCUCGCCAUAAUUUCCUUGGUGUACAGAGAUCCUUCUCUCCAAUCUCCAAUGUAUUUCCUGCUUUGCAACCUUUCUUUUGUGGAUUUGCUAUUUUCUACAGUUACAGUUCCAAAAUUGAUGUAUGGAUUUCUCAUGGAGAACAUCAUUACUAUCAAGGGUUGUAUUACUCAAAUGUAUUUCUUCCAUUUUUUGGGAUGCACAGAAGGUGUCCUCCUGACUGCCAUGGGAGUUGACCGAUAUGUCGCAAUCUGUCACCCAUUACGAUAUGUAACCAUAAUGAGGAGGUCUACAUGUAUCCAAAUGGUGUUAGUAUCAUGGUUCACAGGUAUCACUACAUCAUUAGUUCAUGCCAUUAUGACAUCUCAGCUCCCAUUUUGUAAGGUUAAUAGAAUCAAACACUUUUUCUGUGAUGUGAAGCCGGUAAUAAAGCUGGCAUGCAAAGACAUUCAUGUAAAUGAGCUCACCUUGGCCGCACUCAGUGGUUUUUUACCCUUAAGUGCCUUUUUGAUUACUGUACUCUCCUACAUUUACAUAAUUGCUCAUGUCCUGAAAAUAAAAUCUUCGAAAGGAAGGACCAAGAUUUUCUCAACAUGUUCCUCUCACUUGACCGUUGUCAUCUUGUUUUAUGGGACAGCAAUGUGCACUUACAUUGGACCUGCUUCUGAAACUUCAAUUGAAAAAGACAAGGUUGCCGCCUUAUUGUAUACAGUUAUUACCCCGGCGUUAAACCCUGUCAUUUAUACACUAAGAAACAAAGAUGUUAGGAAUUCAGUAAGAAAACUCACAAAAAGGUCAAAUGUAUUUGGAAUUGAUCAAGAACAUUGA
Bufo gargarizans (Asiatic toad) is the source of this 951-nucleotide messenger RNA. RefSeq names its product olfactory receptor 12D2-like. The transcript has a single exon. Gene Ontology annotation, biological process: G protein-coupled receptor signaling pathway. Gene Ontology annotation, molecular function: olfactory receptor activity; G protein-coupled receptor activity. The record is from RefSeq and is a predicted model, not a curated record. NCBI's taxonomy places the organism in Eukaryota, Metazoa, Chordata, Amphibia, Anura, Bufonidae. Bases 1 to 951 code for a protein of 316 amino acids. Gene Ontology annotation, cellular component: membrane.